Penicillium taxi is the source of this 1713-nucleotide messenger RNA. RefSeq names its product putative AMP-binding domain protein. The transcript has 5 exons. Bases 1 to 1713 code for a protein of 570 amino acids. The record is from RefSeq and is a predicted model, not a curated record. NCBI's taxonomy places the organism in Eukaryota, Fungi, Ascomycota, Eurotiomycetes, Eurotiales, Aspergillaceae.
AUGUCUGGAGUCAAGUCUCGAUUGGCGAGCCUGCUCGCUCAUAUCUCACCUGAAGCUUCAAUCUCACCCUUUGAGCAUAACUUCAAUCGCCAUACUCUCUCCCCUACUUUCUUUCUUCCACGAGCGGCUGAGAUUGAACCUGAUGCAGAGGCAAUCUAUCAUGUUACAGCCGACAAGAAGAUCCUGCGAAGAACUUACAAAGAGACAGCUGCUCGGGCCCAGGGGUUGGCAUACUAUUUGAAACAUAGAGGGUACCGAAGGGUCGGGAUUCUUUGUCCAAAUACUCCGGCAUUCCUGGAGGCUAUCUUUGCAAUUGCAGCUGCCGGAGCAGUAAACAUUGCCGUGAAUUGUCGACUGAAGAAGGACGAUAUUGCCUAUAUCUUUGCGCAUGCAGAGGUGGACAUCAUCCUGGUGGACAAGGAAUUUGAGCCUCUACUGGAGACAUAUCGAGCUCAAACCCCCAAUGUACCCCUUAUUAUAGAUGAUGAUAAGUAUAGUGAGCCUUGGAAUCCCAUUGGAGCCGUUGGCGAUGCCAUCAAAGAAGGAUGGAACCAUGAUAAGGCGGCCGGGGGACAUGGGUGGGCAGGACUCGAAAGUCAGGCUGCCGAUGAAGACUCCGUUAUUGCUUUGGCAUACACCAGUGGGACUACAGCAAAACCCAAAGGCGUAGAAUUUACGCACAGAGGCUGCUACUUGGCUAGUUUGGCGAAUAUUGUUGAAUCGGGGUUGAAUCAUACCAAUGGACGGGCCAGGUAUCUCUGGACACUUCCAAUGUUCCAUGCAGCAGGAUGGACAUUCCCAUGGGCAGUCACUGCCACUCGUGGAACCCAUUACUGUUUGCGCAAGAUCGACUACCCCGAGAUAUGGAGACUGCUCAAAGAGGAGCAUAUCACUCAUUUCAAUGCAGCACCAACAGUCAACACGUUACUCUGCAAUGCUUCAGAAGCCGAGAGGCUGUCUCAGGCAGUCAGAGUCACAGUGGCUGCAAGUCCGCCGACAGCUCACCUAUUUGAGCAAAUGACCGAUUUGAAUCUCCAUCCAGUCCACGUCUACGGAAUGACUGAGACAUAUGGGCCUAUCACAAAGGGCUACUAUAUGCCUAUUUGGGAUGAGAUCCCAUUGAAGGAGAAAUACAAUAAGAUGGCGCGCCAGGGUCACGGUUUCAUUACUAGCCUUCCAGCGCGAGUGAUCAAGACCGAAGUGCCCGACGGAACUAUCAUCAACGUCCAAAAAGAUGGCAAGGAGAUUGGGGAGGUUGUGUUCAGUGGUAACAUCUGCUGCAAGGGCUACUACAAGGACCCUGAAGCAACCCAGAAGCUUUUUGCUGGAGGUGUACUGCACUCUGGUGAUUUGGCUAUAUGGCAUCCUGACGGUGCCAUUCAAGUUCUCGAUCGUGCUAAGGAUAUUAUAAUCAGUGGUGGUGAGAACAUUUCUUCUAUAGCUCUAGAAAACAUGAUGAGUGAACAUCCGGAUAUUCUCGAGGCUGCGGUAGUUGCCGUUACAGACAGCCACUGGGGUGAGCGACCCAAGGCCUUUAUAACGAUAAAACAAGGGAAGAAGCUGGAUGGAAAGACUGUGAUCGAAUGGGCACGUCAUACAAGUGGCAUUAGUAAAUUUAUGGUCCCUCGUGAAGUAGAGAUAGUGGCCGAGUUGCCCAAAACUUCAACGGGCAAGAUUCGAAAGAAUGUGCUGCGAGAGUGGGUAAAAGGCUAG